Molecule: messenger RNA, 322 nt
Organism: Acaulospora morrowiae
Lineage: Eukaryota; Fungi; Glomeromycota; Glomeromycetes; Diversisporales; Acaulosporaceae
Source: the annotation of a GenBank genome assembly
AAGUCAGUUGUCGCUAGGAAGCUUGUUUCAUCAUCCUCUUAUAUAGGAAUUUCGAAGGUUGUACAUCAUUCAGUACAGAAUUCGAUGACUAUAUUUCAUAUUUUGCAUAAUGCUUUAGUUCGUAAUCCUGAUGUUGGUGCAUCACGUCGUGUAUAUGUUAAAGGAAUACGAAUUCAUGUGGAUGUGUCUCGUAAUGUCUCUAUUGCUGCGAUGUUAAAUAAUCAGGUUUUUGUCACUAAUGGAAUGACAUUGCGCAUGAGGAUUGCAUUGUGGUCACAGCCUAAGUUUAAGCAAGUAGGAAAGGAUCCAGUAGCUCGUAUUC